Desarmillaria tabescens is the source of this 1338-nucleotide messenger RNA. RefSeq lists its product as uncharacterized. The record is from RefSeq and is a predicted model, not a curated record. The transcript has 6 exons. Lineage: Eukaryota; Fungi; Basidiomycota; Agaricomycetes; Agaricales; Physalacriaceae. Bases 1 to 1338 code for a protein of 445 amino acids.
AUGUCCAAUGAAAGCACCGUGUCAGCCAACACCUCAAUGCGUCUAGAAGAAACUCAAGAACAGUCGAACAAAGUUCAAGAGGAAGUGCGGGGCGGUCUGGUUAUGAUCACUGAUUGGCCUCUCUUGGGUAAGGCACCCAAAAAAACUCUGCUCCUCAACAGCCAUAAAGAUGAAGCACCGACGAUGGUGCCAAAUCAUGUAGACGUGUCUCCUGUGGACAUGGCAAACUGGCAAAAGUUCUCCAUCCUGAUGUCGGAGCCCAAAUAUACCGACGAAACCUGGCUGGUGGAACUGAGGGAUUCAAUCAUGACCUUAGGAGACGACGUGAAGCAAAAGGCCAAGGAUACUAUGGGCAGUCUCUCGUGGGCUCGACUCGUAUUUUUGAAUGUACAGCAUCAUGAAAAUCGAUUUCUGGUCGGGACCAGGGUGAUGGAUAUCGAUAUAUCUACAUGGGAUCUCUUUCCCAUGAGAUUAACGAAUGCUUCUCUAAUAAGUUGUAGUGCAAUAAUUGUGGCGACAGUAGAGUGCCUUCUUACCAUGAAAGCCUGUUCAUUUGUAGAAUGGAACCGUAAACGAAAACGGUCACAUACACCCAUCCAGCAAGACUCUCCGCUGCCUCCCAAGUCACCGCUCAUCAACGAUGUUCCAGGACAAACAUCGACGUCGCCUGGCAUCACUCAACAGAGCAAUCCUGCUCUUGACGAACCUCUGUCAUCAGUGUUACGAACACAGGUUUCGGACUUAGACCCUGCUAUGAACACUGCUGCGGACAAUCCUGCCAAGGACGACUUUCUCCAAGCCGAACAGGCGGCGUUGCAGUAUUAUGAGCUUGAACAAUGCAAAGAGGAGACUGGUGUAUUGAGAGAGCUUGUAGACAAGGCGAUAAGUAAUCAGUUGGAUCACAUUGCACAUCUACAUAAUGUCUUAUUACAGCACAAGAUACAGCUGACUAGUCUACAGGACUUACAACUUCGAUACCUACAGCGUCUCAACACGAUAUUACACAAGCCUGCUUCAGCAUUUAAUAUCGUUAGAUAUUGUAGCACAUCCCUCAUCUUGGGCCUUAAAGCAGGCGCCUCAUUCCAACACCUAUUCAACAGCACCCUUAAAGCUCUGCAAUCAAGCAUACUCGAGCCUUUUGAUGGCUUUACCCCUGCCAUUAUAUCAAACAUCUAUGUUCCCACGCUUGAAGCGAACAAUCGCCUUGCCAGUCUGGGUCGCAUCUCGUCAGCUGUAUCCGCUUCCUGUCACCCAAUCUCCUCUACGCCAAGUAUUAAGCUGCUCAAUCUGUUCACCAACUCCACCAACGGACCGUCCCUACCCUGUAACUCCGGCUAA